AGACACUUCGCGAAAGCCAACGUGGUUGUCCGCUUUUAACAUUUGAUACAGAUUUAUUUCGAAUUUUUCAUUUUUGUGUUGUUCAUUUUAUCGAUAAUUAAGAAUGAAGGAACAUUAUAAAAUUUGGAGCCGCUUGUUGCAAAGAUCGUAUUCCGUUGUUAGCACGGUAAACAAGGACGAAAACGCGCCUGAAACUGGCCCUAAAAGGGAUCCGAAACGUUUAAGUUUUAAUGGAGCUCGAAAAAAAACUCCCCUAACCGUCGGCUUAAUAGGAUUAAUAUUAUUAGCAGUUGCCACAUCAAUAAUGUUCGUACAUCCAUACGAUAUCAUGUUUAAAUGGAAAAUUAUAUUCACAGAAGGAGGCGAAAUUUUCGAAACGUGGCGCUUACCACCGGUUGAUUUAUACCUCCGCGUGCACCUGUUUAACAUCACGAACGCGGAGGAGUUCUUACGCGGCGAAGAUGAAAAGUUGAAAGUUAAAGAAGUGGGUCCCUACGUCUACAGAGAGGUGAUGACCCACGAGAACGUUACUUUCAACGAAAACGGGACGGUUUCCGCGAUUCCGAAACACCCAUUGGAGUGGGUGCCCGAAUUGUCAAACGGGGACCACGAAAAAGACCAAUUAACCCUAAUCAACAUCGCCUUGUUGAGUAUAGCAGACGUAAUUUCAAAAAAGUCGGUUUGGCAACGUUGGGGACUCAACGUCCUAAUUAAGCAAACAAAAACACAGCCGAUUGUUAAAAUGUCACCGAAAGAAUUCAUGUUUGGUUAUCAAAGCACUUUGAUGACUUUGGGGUAUCAAUUUUUACCUACUUGGAUUAAUUUUGAUAAAUUAGGAUUAAUUGAUAGAAUGUAUCAUUUUGAUGGCGAUUACGAAACGGUUUACACCGGAAAAAAUGACGUUACAAAAGCCGGUUUGAUCGAUACUUAUUGUGGAUCGACCCAUAUUCCUCAAUGGGAAGGUUAUUGUGGCGACAUCCAAUACUCAUCGGAUGGAACGAAAUUCGAGAGCCAUCUAGAUUCGAAUAGGACGUUAAAAUUUUUCCGGAAGAGUUUGUGCCGCGCGAAACCCAUCGAAAAAGUCAACGAAACGGUGUCGUCGGGACUCCGAGGGUUCGUCUAUAAGUUUCCGAAAAACGCCAACGAUAACGGAUUUUACGACGAAAAGAAUAAAUGUUUUUGCCGCGAGGAGCCGUGCUUGCCGCGCGGGUUGCUCGAUGUUAGGGAAUGUUAUUAUGGAUUUCCGAUCGCGCUGAGUUAUCCGCAUUUCUUGGACGGGGAUGAGAGUCUGUUUAAAGACGUGGAGGGGAUGGUACCGGAUCGGACGAAACACGAAAGUUAUUUCGUUAUUAAUCCGGAAUCCGGACUUCCGCUCGAUUUGGCGGUUCGUUACCAAAUAAACAUGGCCAUAGGCGACACUUCCGGCGUUAGUAACUCGGAUAAAUUCGCGAAUAAGAUCAUUCCAAUGUUAUGGACUGAAAACAGACUUUACAAGUUACCGGAAUCGUUAGCGACUCGUUUCAAAAUGUACCUAACGAUCCUUCCGUGGGGUGAAACGGCGGCAAUCGGUGCUUUUUUCAUUUUAGGCGUUACAUUCAUCUUAUUAAGUUUACAUCGAUAUAGAACGUCGAAAAAAUUGGACGUAAAUUGGUUGGGUGAGAAUGAAAAUCGAAUUGAACGAAAACUUUCGGUUUAUCUCCCAGAUAAUAAAAGUAACAUGUCUAAUAAAGAACUGGAAGUGUAUUAUAACAGUUUGGUGGCGCCUUUAAAUCAAAAAAUUGACAUCGAACACGAAACCGAUGAAGACAUUGAAUAAGCGGCAAGAAAUAUUAUAAAAGAAAUUGUGAUAUUUACGAUUUAAGUUGAUUAAAUUGAUUUUUCCUUUAAA
This is a messenger RNA of Onthophagus taurus, 1888 nucleotides long. RefSeq names its product scavenger receptor class B member 1. Gene Ontology annotation, molecular function: scavenger receptor activity. The record is from RefSeq and is a predicted model, not a curated record. Gene Ontology annotation, cellular component: membrane; cytoplasm. Lineage: Eukaryota; Metazoa; Arthropoda; Insecta; Coleoptera; Scarabaeidae.